Molecule: messenger RNA, 1077 nt
Organism: Rhagoletis pomonella (apple maggot)
Lineage: Eukaryota; Metazoa; Arthropoda; Insecta; Diptera; Tephritidae
Product: protein disulfide-isomerase 1-like
Exons: 6
Coding region: 1-1077 (358 amino acids)
Source: RefSeq, a predicted model, not a curated record
AUGAUAACACGGCUGUAUAACACAGAGGAAGACCCUGCCCUUUGUUCGUUAAUUUGGGGCAGAAACCUGAGUGUGUCGAGCGCGAAUGAACAAAUCGAUGAGGAUGGUGAGACGAUGAUUGUUGGUAGUGUGGCUGGUGCAACACCAACCCUAUACAGCGCACACAAUAGUUUUGGCAGCGGAGGCGGAGGCAAUGGUGGCGGUGGUGGAGGCGAUGGCGCCAGCUCUCGCAGCAAUGCCGAGACGGCGGAGGUGAUCUUUGGCAGCUCAGCUGUUGGUGGUGCUGGUGGCAGUAGUUUACGUGAUGAUUUUUUCAUUGCCAACGAGUUUCCUGAAGAUCCACGCACGGAGGCAUUACGUGAGUACUCGUACGGCAUUAUUUUGCCAAUAAUCUGCUCGCUUGGCAUCAUUGGCAAUGUCCUUAAUCUGGUUGUAUUGACGCGUAGGAAUAUGCGCGGAACAGCUUAUAUUUACAUGCGAGCGUCUAACGAAUUGGUUUUCCUUAAUUUCUACGCCGAAUGGUGUCGCUUCAGUAAUUUACUAGCGCCAAUUUUCAAUGAAGCUGCUGAUAAGGUGAAAGAGGCUUUUCCCGAACCUGGAAAAGUAGUGCUCGGUAGAGUCGAUUGUGAUCGCGAAACAGCAAUUGCAUCUCGUUUCCAUAUAACCAAAUAUCCUACACUCAAAGUGAUACGCAAUGGACAGUUGAGUAAACGUGAAUAUCGAGGGCAACGCUCGGCCGAGGCAUUUUUAGAUUUUGUGCGAAAACAACUUGAGGAUCCAAUUAAAGAGUUUUCAUCAUUGAAAGAUUUAGAGAAUCUUGAUUCGAGGAAACGUAUAAUUAUAGGCUAUUUCGAUCGCCGUGAUCAGCCAGAGUAUAACACUUUCCGCAAAGUGGCUACAAAUCUGAAAGAAGAUUGUCAAUUUCACGUUGGUUUUGGUGACGCAGCGCAGGCCAUGCAUCCGCCAGUUGUGGACGGUAACAGCAUUGAAAGAGGUAAUGCGCUUUUCAAUAUCAUUAUAGUGGUUGUGCUAGGUGGAAAGUACACAUUGCAUAUGGUGACUGUCAUGUGGUUUUAG